This is a messenger RNA of Myiozetetes cayanensis, 6221 nucleotides long. RefSeq names its product kelch like family member 28 (gene KLHL28). Bases 1258 to 2973 code for a protein of 571 amino acids. The record is from RefSeq and is a predicted model, not a curated record. Lineage: Eukaryota; Metazoa; Chordata; Aves; Passeriformes; Tyrannidae. The transcript has 5 exons. Gene Ontology annotation, molecular function: protein binding.
UUUGAUUUCUUGCCGGUUUUUGCGAGGUGUUGGACCCGAACCCAGCCCGGCUCUCAGGCGGUGGGUGAGGUUUGUGCUGUCUCGGGACUCCCAGAACCAGCCCAGUGGCUUCGCUGCCCCGGGAAUUCCGGGCUCCAAAUCGGGGCUUGGCAGGCACCGAAAUUCCCCCGCGGGGCACAGAAGUGCCCGGAGCUGUCCCUGCUGGUUCCUGCUCUGCACACACACGGCCUUUUGGCAGAGAGAGAUCCCUCAGCGAGCCGGCUCUGCCGGGGAACCUCCUUAUUUCCCAUAACUUGCUGUUCAGGAUGAGUUUUGAGCCCAGCCUGGGAGGAUGUGAGAGCGCAGAGCCCCGUGGUGGCCGCUGAUGGGAGCUGGGAGCACAAACCCCUGCCCUGGGGUGCAGCCCAGGGCUGGGCCGUGUUCCAGCUGCUGGUUCUUGCUGAGCAGACUGUGCUGUGGGUGUGCAGGGGGGGAGAGAGCUUCUGCCAGGGUGCUGCAAAAACUUCUGUUGCUGUAGAGAAACUUAAAUAUAGCUGUUUAUAAUUAUAUGGUUAUAAAGCUGAGCCGUGACCAUUCCUUCUGCCUGCCAUGUGUCUGUGUUUGUGCAGCCAAGUUCUGACCAGAACACAGAUACAAGGGGGAAAUAAAGUGUUUUAGCUGCUGAACAGCUUUUCUUUUUUUUAAAUUUAUUUUUUUUAAUACUCCCUGCAAAAUUUGUGCUGCAAAACUCUGAUAGGGAAAACAUUGUAUAUUAUCAUGCCUUUUACAGGUGUGCUUAAAAUACUUUCUUUCAGUUAUUUUUUUCUAGUGCAGAGCUAUAAUAGGAGACCUUCUGUAUCUUUCCACGGGUAGGAGGUUUCCCUCCCUACCUGUGAUCCUUCACUUCCCUGUCAGUGCUUUAUGCUCUGCAUUUAAACCUUGGCAACUCCUUUUGUUCUUUCAGAUGAAGCACUCCUAAGUGGGCUCCCUGCAAGGGAGGUGUCAGUUAAGGAGCUCUAAAAAUGAUGAACUUAUUGUUGAGAUGAAAGGAGUGAGAGCUUGGAGAUCACUUCUCAGAUUGCCGUGAAAUCAGCUGUUCAGUGAGGGCUGGGGGGGGACAGUGGGCUUGUUUCUCGUGGUCCAGGAGCUGACACGUCCCCUCCUCCCCCUCUGUGCAGGGAUGGGGCUGAACGAAGAGCUGCUGCUCCAGGUGGAACUGUGAUGCUGCUGCAGUGAGAGCAGGUGUCCAAGUGUGCAGUGGAACCUCUGGGAAGGAGGAUGGACCCGUCGUCCCCGCCGUACCUGCUGGCCAAGCUGGCCCCGCUGCACUCGGAGCAGCUGCUGCAGGGCCUCAACGUGCUGCGGCAGCACCGCGAGCUGUGCGACGUCGUGCUGCGCGUGGGCGACGCCAAGAUCCACGCGCACAAGGUGGUGCUGGCCAGCAUCAGCCCCUACUUCAAGGCCAUGUUCACCGGCAACCUGUCGGAGAAGGAGAACGCCGAGGUGGAGUUCCAGUGCGUGGCCGAGGCGGCGCUGCAGGCCAUCGUGGAGUACGCCUACACCGGCACCGUCUUCAUCUCCCAGGACACCGUGGAGUCGCUGCUGCCCGCCGCCAACCUGCUGCAGGUGAAGCUGGUGGUCAAGGAGUGCUGCGCCUUCCUGGAGAGCCAGCUGGACCCCGGCAACUGCAUCGGCAUCUCGCGCUUCGCCGAGACCUACGGCUGCCACGACCUGUACCUGGCGGCCAGCAAGUACAUCUGCCAGAACUUCGAGGACGUGUGCCAGACCGAGGAGUUCCUGGAGCUGACGCACGCCGAGCUGGACGAGAUCGUGUCCAACGACUGCCUCAACGUGGUGACGGAGGAGAGCGUGUUCUACGCGCUCGAGGCCUGGAUCAAGUACGACGUGCGGGAGCGCCAGAAGCACCUGGCGCAGCUGCUGCACUGCGUGCGCCUGCCCCUGCUCAGCGUCAAGUUCCUCACGCGCCUCUACGAGGCCAACCACCUCAUCCGCGACGACCACACCUGCAAGCACCUGCUCAACGAGGCCCUCAAGUACCACUUCAUGCCCGAGCACAGACUGUCCCACCAGACCAUGCUGAUGACGCGGCCCCGCUGCGCCCCCAAAGUGCUCUGUGCCGUGGGGGGCAAGGCCGGGCUCUUCGCCUGCCUGGAAGGCAUGGAGAUGUACUUCCCGCAGAACGACUCGUGGAUCGGCCUGGCCCCGCUGAGCAUCCCGCGCUACGAGUUCGGGAUCUGCGCGCUGGAGCAGAAGAUCUACGUGGUGGGCGGCAUCGCCACGCACGUGUGCCAGGGCAUCAGCUACAGGAAGCACGAGAGCUCCGUGGAGUGCUGGGACCCCGACACCAACACGUGGAGCUCCCUGGAGAGGAUGUUCGAGAGCCGCAGCACGCUGGGCGUGGCGGUGCUGGCCGGGGAGCUGUACGCGCUGGGCGGCUACGACGGGCAGUCCUACCUGCGCUCCGUGGAGAAGUACCUGCCCAAGGGCAAGGAGUGGCAGCCGGUGGCACCCAUGAACAAGACGCGCAGCUGCUUCGCGGCCGCCGUGCUGGACGGGAUGAUCUACGCCAUCGGGGGCUACGGGCCCGCCCACAUGAACAGCAUGGAGCGCUACGACCCGAGCAAGAACUCCUGGGAGAACGUGGCCUCCAUGGCCGACAAACGGAUCAACUUCGGCGUGGGGGUCAUGCUGGGCUUCAUCUUCGUGGUGGGGGGGCACAACGGGGUGUCCCACCUGUCCAGCAUCGAGAGAUACGACCCCCACCAGAACCAGUGGACGGUGUGCCGGCCCAUGAAGGAGCCCAGGACAGGGGUGGGGGCGGCGGUGAUCGAUAACUACCUGUACGUGGUGGGGGGGCACUCGGGCUCCUCCUACCUGAACACGGUGCAGAAGUACGACCCCAUCUCGGACACGUGGCUGGACUCAGCGGGGAUGAUGUACUGCCGCUGCAACUUCGGCCUGGCCGCGCUCUGAGCGGGGCGGGGCCCCACGGACCUCACCGAUGGCGGGACCGAGCUGGCUCUGCUUGCACACAGUCCCUGCGGGGCCCCGGGCUGCGCCUGAGGAACGUGCCGAGGUUGGGAUUAAAAUGAGCACUUGUUUUCUUCCCAUAAUUGGCCUUUGUUCUUGCAGCAGCAGAGGAGUGGAGAGCUGCUCCACCGGCGGGGCUCAGCUGGCCCCCUGUUGGUGGCAGUGGGGUUUGGGGAGUGCUGUCCGUGCCCGGGAUCCGGUUGGAAACUCGUCCAUCUAACCCUUUCUAGAGCUUUCCUCUCUUCCUCCUGCCUCCUCUGGAAUAUGAAGUUUACUGUGCUCGGGGUGAGAGCUGUGUGAGUGUGUGUGUGAGUGCAGGGUUUGCCGAGUGGUGCCUGGCUGUGGCUGCACGUGGAGAAAGCGCCAGUGCUUCAUGGGUUUUUUAUGACCAGUAACUCAAGGGCUGCCUUGUUUCUGUAUCUCAAGGUUUGUAAAUAAUAAAUGCCAUAGGAUGUUGCCUGUACACUCUCCUUUGUUACCUGCUCACCGGUAGGAGGGCUGGGAGGAUCAUUAGGAACUCCUUAGGGACAUUUACAGGGCAAGUUUCUUGCCUCUCCGUGGCGUUUUUGGGUCUGAUGACGAGAAAUCGCAUUUUUAACUUUCCCUCCUGUUUUCUUUCUGUGGAGAAAUGACUGCUAGAUGGCCUGACUUCAUCUUGCUGUGUGUUUUCGGUUGGAAUGCAAGGAAAAACCCCAGCAGCAGCAUUCCCAGCAUGAUCCACAACAACCCCUCGAGCCCAGCCCGUCCCAUCCCGCCCCCGAGCGCACUCGUGCCCGUGUUCCCUGGGACCUCCUUUCUUAAAGAAUGUAUGAUCUGCUUUCUCAGAGUGUUCCCAUCUACAAAUGGUGCUAAAUGUGGGGUUCACAGGGGGGCUGCUCCUGGUUUCAGUGCAUAAAGCAUGUUUGGGUUGUUCCAGUGCUUUGGUUUCCCCUUUGCUCCGUCCACCCAUGCCUACGGAACUGUCCUGGAUCACACCACGAGCUCUUCACUGGCUACUUGAGUGGGGUUUUAUUUCAGAUCUGUGUUUAUUGUUCCCAUUCUCACAAACAGGGAGAUCCCAGCUCUGGUUCUUCCCACAGCUUUGCCUUCAGCACCAGUGCAGUGAGGUAGAAGCCCAGGGCUCCUCCCAAACCUGUGUCCUGCUGAGGCCAAAGGUCACCCCUGGGAUUAACCCCAGUGUGGGACAGCCCAAAACUCUGUGGAAAUUGGGGCAGAGAGAUAGGAACCAACGCUGGGAGUUAGAACCUUUAUUUAAAAUAGAAUUAAAGUAGAAUUUUAGCUAAUUUAGACUAUUUUGGGUUGUCCUCUGAUCACAGCUACCUUGGAUUUGUGUUGCUGUCUGUCUGGCUGUUGCCAGGCCUGGUACUGAGGAGUUUUUCUGCCUCCAGAGUCCCUCUCCCUUUGCUGUAACAUGUUAAAUUAAUGUUUGUUUCCCCCUGGUUUUCAAGCCCAUGUAGUAUUAUUUUUGACAGUGCAAUAAUAUUUGAAAUAGUUGCUUUAAAAGCCAUUUCUUUAUAAUUCUGCUGAGCUGGGGGGUGUUGAGUGCUCUGGAUUUCUGCUGAGUUCCUGUGGAGCUGGCUGCAGCCAGGGAAGCAGUGCUGGUCCUGUGCUUCCACCCUGAACACUCGGAUUGAGCCGGUCAGGGAGGGUGUUUGACCGUAAAACACUGCUCAUAAAGAACAGGUGUUUGCACAGACUAUAGAAUCCUGCAGGUCUGCUUCAGAUUUGGUAGAAUCAAGCAGGACUUUAAAUGUAAAUAAGGUAAACUGCAUUGAAAAUGCUGAAAUUGUUGAUUUAACCCACUAAGGAUUCCAGUUAUAGCAAUAAUAACCUGAUUUAAUUAUUCCAGGGCAUCUCUUGGUAGGGCAUGAGGAGCUGCAUGGCUGUAUUUGCAUGUUUGUGUGUGGGGAGGAGAAGGAAUCAUGGAAUCAGGGAAUGGUUUGGCUUGGAGGGACCUUAAAGCCCAUCCACCCCCUGCCAUGGGCAGGGACACCUUCCACCAGCCCAGGGUGCUCCAAGCCCCAUCCAGCCUGGCCUUGGACACUUCCAGGGAUGGAUCAGAAUAAAAAAUCCAUGGGUCAGGUGGUUAUUUGUACAAACACCUUUCAAUCACAGAGUUCAAAGCACUUAAAACUGCAAAAUGUUUUAUGCUCGUUCCCCAGGCAGUGGGAAUGGUAAAUCCCGGAAUGCUGUGGGUUGGAAGGGACCUUAAAGCCCCUCUCAUUCCACCCUCUGCCAGGGGCAGUUCCUAGGGAAUCGUGUCCCUUGAAAUCAUGCCAUCUCUAUUCCCCAUCCAGGUGCUGCUUGUCCUGUCACUGAAGUGCUUUGGGUAGGGGAGGAUCAGACUCAACAGUCAGUGUAAAAUCUGCUUUUAAACAUCAAUAAUCUCAUGGGAAUGUCUCUCUGCAGGUUAAAAAUUAAGGACCUUCAACUAAGAUGUCACAACAACUCCAAAUUAUCAUCCAGUUCCAGUUCUGACUCUCUCCAUGUAUCUGUAGAGCACUUUACACCGGGUUGCAAUGAGUUUAUGUGUGUACAUACAGCUCCUCAACUUCUGCUUUUUUUGAGAUACUCAUUUCUAAGCUGCUUGACAGUCUCUCUUCCUACAAAUGCUUUCCUUUCAGGAAGCCUACUUGGAAUUUCUAGAGGGGUAAAUGUGUCCAGUCCACGUUCCAAACAGGUUUUUUUCUGGGAGGUACCGUGUUCUUCCCAUGAGUUUCCCAUCUGUAAGUCCCCAUUCACUGUAUGAAACAAUGCAAAACGCCCAAACUUGCCUUAAAUUCUUUCUCUUGACCUGAAACGCAGAGAACUGGAUGAUAAUUCCUGGUUUUUUGCCUUAUGAGCUGUGCUGUAUUUUAAACCCAAGGAUUUUUAGCAGGAUUUAAUAACUGUACAGAGAAUACCAAAUUGUACUCGGACUUGCCCAGAGGGCUUUGCUUGGGAGUGAAACCUGAUCCCUGUGGUUUGUGCACGUGUUUUUACCUGGACAUCUCUUCUUUUCUUUAGCAGCAACGUCCUGACUUUGUUCUCGUUUACAAAAGUGGCAUUUGAGUCCCACAGGAAAAGAACUGUGAGGUGUUUUGGGGUCUUUGGUAGUUCCCAAGGUGUUGCUUUUGUGCUCUGUAAGUAUUUGUUGUAACUAUUUCAUUGAAUGUGAAACCAUUUAGUAAAUAAACCUGGGGAAAAACUGA